Molecule: messenger RNA, 2674 nt
Organism: Neolamprologus brichardi
Lineage: Eukaryota; Metazoa; Chordata; Actinopteri; Cichliformes; Cichlidae
Gene: tymp
Product: thymidine phosphorylase
Biological process (GO): pyrimidine nucleoside metabolic process; pyrimidine nucleobase metabolic process
Cellular component (GO): cytosol
Molecular function (GO): 1,4-alpha-oligoglucan phosphorylase activity; pyrimidine-nucleoside phosphorylase activity
Source: RefSeq, a predicted model, not a curated record
UCUAAAGGGAAAAAAAUCCCACAAACCUUAAAGUGCACUUGAAAAGCUCACACAAGAAGGCUAACCUAGCUUACCCAAAACAGAAGCUAACCCCAGGCAAGGCAGCGUGAUGCAUCCCGAGACAACAGGACUGGGAUAUCUACACAACUGUGUGAGUCAAUUACCUUCAAAAAGUUUAUCAAUUCACUUGAACCACAAUUACGAAAACCCGGUGCUGCAAGAGUUAAUAGUCUCAUUGGGGCCAAGAUAUACAUUUUAUAGGUAUUUUAUGAGUGGCUUCUAAACUAAUAAUGUGUACAUGCAUGGGUUUAGACACAAAGACAGAGACAGAAUAUUCAAUUUAAACUCUUCCUAAUGUCCGCCUUUUAAUUACUUGAUCAAAAAUCAUAUUUGAAGUUCUGCAUUUCAAUUUUUUAAAACAAUUGGUGUCACUCAUGGUUACAACAGGCAGGGAAAAAAAUCCAUGCUCCUUUUGAAGGAAAGUUUAAAAUGAAGAAACAAACAAACGUCCGGAAGCAAUUAUUACAGUUAAACUAAACUUAAAAUACCUUUAGUUAUUCCGAACUUCUCGUAACUUGCACAUACUUUCAUAUCCUCACAGCACAUACAGAAAAUGUUCAGAACAAAAUAAAAGUAAAGUAUUUAAAAUAGUAAAAGCAGAAGGAGCCCACAAACUGAAACCAAAAUACAAGAGGACCCGUCUGAACCGAUAACAGCCACCUGCACGUGACACACAAAUAAACAGAUCGUCUGUAAACACACAGCACAUGAACUUCACUUAGUGGGGACAUUUGUCAGCUUUUUUUUUCUCUGAAUGACCAAAUCAGAGGUCAAAGGUUAGUGGCUCUCGCUCUUUCCUCUCCCUGCUCUCCUAUUGGCUGACAGACUCACUUUAUGAAGGACCGUGGGGUCGAUGCCACUUCACAGACUGUAAACAUCAGACCAGCAGACAUGAUAACAAUCCCAGAUCUGAUCAGGAAGAAAAGGGAUGGAGGACAGUUAAGUGAUGAUGAGAUCAAAGCCUUCAUCCAGGCCGUUAAAGAGAAAACCAUUCAGGACUCUCAGACAGGGGCCAUGCUGAUGGCUAUUUGGCUGAAUGGGAUGGUCUCUGCAGAGAUUAAGGCCCUGACCCGAGAGAUGAUGUCAUCGGGAGAAGUGAUGGAAUGGCCCGAUGAGUGGAAAAAUUUCAUGGUGGACAAACACUCGACUGGCGGGGUGGGAGAUAAAGUCAGUCUGGUGUUAGCGCCAGCGCUAGCUGCCUGCGGCUGUAAGGUUCCUAUGAUCAGUGGGCGGGGCUUGGCUCACACAGGAGGAACUCUUGAUAAACUGGAAUCAAUUCCAGGAUUCAAGGUGGAGCAAUCAAGAGAGCAGAUCCUGGAGAUCCUGGACUCAGUGGGCUGUUGCAUUGUGGGUCAGACAGAGACUUUGGUUCCUGCAGAUCGAGUCCUGUACGCUCUGCGGGACAUCACCAGCACUGUGGACAGUUUACCUCUGGUUACUGGUUCGAUCAUCUCAAAGAAAGGAGCCGAGUCUCUGUCUGCUCUGGUGCUGGAUGUCAAGUUUGGACGAGCUGCUAUCUGCAAAGACUUGGAAAGUGCUACAGAACUAGCUCAGAUGCUAGUGGAAGCAGGAAACGGCCUGGGCAUACGUACAGCAGCUGUGCUCAGCGGCAUGAACAGUACGAUCGGUCGAUGUGUGGGAAACAGCGUGGAGGUGAUCGAAUCUCUGGAGACGCUGAAGGGAAACGGACCCGAUGACCUGAUGGAGCUGGUCACGACUCAGGGCGGCUUGUUGCUCGUGAUGACUGGUCUGGUGUCUGACCUAUCAGAAGGCAGAAAGCAGAUUUCCGAAGCUGUGGUUGGUGGAGCAGCGCUGUCAAAGUUCCAGGCCAUGAUGGAGGCUCAGGGCGUGAACAGCGACACAGCUCAGCGGUUGUGCUCCACCAACGCAGAUUACUACAGCGUCCUGAGAAAAGCGAAGCAUCAGCUGGAACUGAAGGCUCUUGCGGAUGGUAUCGUUUUGGAGAUUGACGGUUUGGUUUUAGCUCAGGUGCUUCACAGAUUGGGUGCGGGGCGAUCAAAGGCUGGAGAGCCUGUCAAUCACAGCGUGGGGGCGGUGCUACUGGUGUCUAUAGGUCAGAGGGUCACAAAAGGCGUCCCGUGGCUGCGGCUCCAUUAUGAGGAUCUGGCGCUGACCCCAGACCAGAGGAAUCACCUCGAGAGCGCCCUGACUGUGGGAGCAGACAAAAAAAUACAAACACAACAGAAAUGCACUUUGGUGGAAAAGAUACUACCUCAGAAAUACCAGUGAUUCUUGAGAUCAGGGACAAAACAUGUCCGCCAGAUAAAACCCAAUUUGGGGGUUAAAAAUAUGCAUACAAGUGUUAACCCAACUGACAACUGACCCAAAAGAAAAACCAAGGCAAUGUUUAUACAACAAAAUUAUGAUUUUGCAAUUUUUUAUACAUAUACAUUUAUUUUAAAUGGUACAAUACAUUACCAGUACCUUAAAAAUCCAUUGUCCAGAAGCAGGUGUGAUAAUAUUAAAAUACAUUCAAGUCAUUCAAAAUUUAAACAUCAUGGCUCUCGUCACUAAAUAUUUAAGUCAAUACCUUAAAUAAUAGUAAAAAUAUGCAAUUGAAAAUUUAUUUUUACAUAUUUUUUUAAGUGAUUAA